UCGGCUGCCAGGUGGUGGUGAAGCGGCGUCGUCGCCUCCUCCCUUCUCGCCCUUCUCCCUAUGGAGUCUCCCCCCAGCAGCAGCCACUUGCUGGGCAGCGCCGGGAGCCUCUUGCCCGGCGGGCUGGGCUCGGGCUUCAGCAGCCUGCAGAGCCCCGAGCUGGGCAGCCCUCACGGCGGAGGCUCCUCCUCGGCAUCCGCGGCCUCCCCUCCGCCGCCGCCGCUGCCCAGCUUCGGCACGCCGUGGUCGGUGCAGACCUCUCCGCCGCCUCCUCAGCAACCGCCGCCGGGGCAGCAGCCGCCUCAGCAGCAGCAGCAGCAGCCGCCUCCUCCGGCCGCCUCAGCCGCCGCCAUGGCUCCUCCGCCCAGCCCGGAGUCGUCGCCGUCUUCGGAGGGCGGCGGCAGUUUCUACGCGGCGGCGGCGGGCGGCGGGAUGCCGUCGUCCCUCAACCCGGCUUUCUUCCAGAACUUCUCGCCCGUGUCGACACACGCCGCCUCGGUGGGGCCUUUCGGAAGCCCCUUCUCGGCAGCGCCGCCGCCGCCUCAGAUCAGUUUACCUCAGCAGCAGCAACAGCAGCCGCAGAACCGGCGCUCGCCCGUCAGCCCUCAGCUGCAGCAGCACCACCAACACCAGGCGGCCGCGGCCGCAGCGGCAGCCGCUUUCCUGCAGCAGAGGAACUCCUACAACCACCACCAGCCUCUUCUGAAGACAUCACCCUGGAGCAACCAUCAGAGUACUGGCUGGAGCACAGGAAAUAUGUCUUGGGGAAGUGUACAUGGUAGAGACCAUCGUAGAACUGGAAACAUGGGAAUUCCAGGAACUAUGAACCAGAUCUCUCCCUUAAAGAAGCCGUUUUCUGGUAACGUCAUAGCUCCUCCCAAGUUUACUCGUUCUACUCCAUCGCUGACUCCUAAAUCAUGGAUUGAAGAUAAUGUUUUCCGAACAGACAGCAACAGUAACACACUCUUACCCUUACAGGUAAGAAUGGAUCGAAACAGAAUGUAUGACAGUCUGAAUAUGCAUUCAUUGGAAAAUUCCCUCAUUGAUAUAAUGAGGGCUGAACAUGAUCCUCUUAAAGGUCGUUUGAAUUACCCACAUCCAGGAACUGACAAUCUUCUAAUGUUAAAUGCAAGGAGUUAUGGGCGAAGACGAGGUCGUUCUUCCCUCUUUCCAAUAGAUGAUGGCUUACUGGAUGAUGGUCAUAGUGACCAAGUAGGUGUGUUGAAUUCACCUACAUGCUAUUCUGCUCAUCAGAAUGGAGAACGGAUAGAACGUUUCUCUCGGAAGGUGUUUGUUGGUGGUCUUCCUCCAGAUAUUGAUGAAGAUGAAAUUACUGCUAGCUUCAGACGAUUUGGACCUCUGGUCGUUGACUGGCCUCACAAAGCAGAAAGUAAAUCCUACUUUCCACCUAAAGGUUAUGCAUUCCUUCUUUUCCAAGAGGAGACCUCUGUUCAAGCACUGAUCGAUGCCUGCAUUGAAGAAGAUGGAAAGCUUUAUCUGUGUGUUUCCAGCCCUACUAUCAAGGACAAGCCAGUCCAGAUCCGUCCCUGGAACUUAAGUGACAGUGACUUUGUGAUGGAUGGUUCUCAGCCUCUUGAUCCCCGAAAAACAAUUUUUGUUGGUGGUGUCCCCAGGCCAUUACGAGCUGUGGAAUUAGCCAUGAUAAUGGACCGUCUGUAUGGUGGAGUUUGUUACGCAGGAAUUGAUACAGAUCCUGAACUCAAAUAUCCAAAAGGUGCUGGGCGAGUUGCUUUUUCCAAUCAGCAAAGCUACAUUGCUGCUAUUAGUGCUCGGUUUGUUCAGCUUCAACAUGGUGAUAUUGAUAAACGAGUGGAGGUAAAGCCAUAUGUGCUGGAUGACCAGAUGUGUGACGAAUGCCAGGGCGCACGGUGUGGUGGAAAGUUUGCUCUUUUUUGUGCCAAUGUCACUUGCCUGCAGUAUUACUAGUUUUGCUGGGCGAAUAUCCACUCUCGGGCAGGACGUGAAUUCCAUACAUUGGUUAAGGAAGGGGCUGACCAGCCGCGCCAGAUCCACUUCCGCUGGAACUGAGCCGCUUCUCCAGCAUCUCCUUAAGGAACAAAGGGUGCAUGUGGCUUACUGUGUUUGAAGAUACUGACAUGCAGAAGAAUAAGUGCAUUCUUCUGCUUCUCACCCCAACUCUCAAUACCUGCAUCUUUUUCAGCAGCCAAACACUACAAAGCCUCUUGUUUUUUCACCAAAACCCUACAUCUCAGGCUUAAUAAUUUUUGUGAUAUUUUCAUGUUAAAAUAAAAAAAUGUUUUUUUUGUAUUUUCUCCAACUUAUUUUUAUAUGUAAAAUUAAAACUAGAUAUGAGAAUGUUUUUGCAUAGGGGCACAGCUGUCUGCUGCUAUAUUAGGGGGUGAAAGCGUGCACUUAUUUCUAAACAUGGGUUUUUAACUUCAAGAUCUGCCCUAGUAAUUUACCAAAGGUAGCAAAAAUAGUGAAGAUGGGAUAUGUCUGCUACAAAAAAAGCUUAUUUUUAUUGUUGUUGCUAUUUUCAGUGUAUACAUCAAUUAAAAAAAUAGGGUUGAUUUUUUGCUCUCCAUUUGACUUGCAAGAAAUAAUACCUCAAGAUAAUCUGAUUUAUUAGCUAUUUUUAAACAUUUAUAAUCACAAAGCUGUAUUAGCUUGCUGCUAUAUAGGUGUUGUGUGUAAUGCCACCUAUUAAUACGGGAUUAAAACGUUUUAAGAUACACUGCAUUGCCGAUUAAAAUGCAGGCAGCACAAUAUGGCAUAAACGCCAUAGUUUAGAAUGUGAAAAAUUGCAUGUUACUUACCUGUAUACACCAUAUGCAUGCACUAGAUCUAACAGAGGUGAGUAUUGAAAUGUUUUUAAUGCUCUGAAAUCUAGAUAGCAUGAUGGCAAACCGCAAAAUUUGUAACAAAAGACACUUGCAUGCAUUAUUGUGACUCAAGUUUUUUCCCCCUCUAAAAAUGUCCUACAUGUGUACAAUAUGCAAACUAGUUUUAGAUUAGCAAAGUGCAGCCAUUUUGUGACCUGGUUGGUAGUGGAAUUCAAUUUUUGCAGACUGGAUGUAAUAGUGUAAUCCCUGUGCAACUUCGUGGUGUGUGGUUCUAAUUAGUGUGGAGUGGUGUAGCUUAGACACGUUGAGCAGAAUACUAGAUUUUAAAUAGAUUUAUAUUUAUUUCAGCCCUCUUGAUUGUUCACGGUUAAAACUUCCUUUACAACCAAAGAUGGCCAGCCCACUGCUACACAGUCACCAAAUGGGAAACUACUGAGAAAUGAGCAUUAAAAUGUGCUCAUACAAGAAAACUUAAUGCUUUAGUAAUAAAAUAAGUCAAAAUGGAGAUGGUGUAAUAUACAGACAGCUAGUGCAUAAGCUACAAUCUUACCUUAAGACAACAGUGAAAUCUGGCUUAAACUGUGUGUGCUUGUUUGAGCCUUAGGUGCGUUUAAGACUUCUGUCAAACGAGGGUCACUGUUGCAUGAAAUGUAGUUGACUGAAAGUCAAGCGUAGUGUUUUAAUUUGAUGAAGGAGUUCUAAGCGACGACAUUGCUUGCAAGGUUUUCAGGGGGUGGGAGGAGGGGGGCUGUUUCUGGAUUGAAAUGCAAGAAAUUCAUAGCAGUGUUUUUGUCCUCCACAAAACAUUUUAAUGCAACUAGCCCUUAUGUUUCAAUGGAAGAAAGAGCCACUCUACAGUUUAAGCAAGCACCCAGUGCAGAAUUGAAAGUCUUAUUCCAAGAGAGAAAUUUGCAAGGGUUUUGUCCUUGGCAAUCCCUUGGGACAAUCCUUCAUGUAAGCGAAGUGUUGCUCUUAUAUUGGUUGUCUGCAAUGUGCUUUUUUGUACUGUUCAAUAUGUGGUUUCAUGUCUAAAUCUGCUGUUUCGUUGUGGUUGUGGUUCAAGUUUUUAAAGUUUUAAAGUUGAUGCUGUUUUAAGAAGAGCUUUUUAACUGAUUUAGUUGUCAAUGUACCCUAUUUGUUACUUAACCAUGAUCCUCCAGAUUUUUUGGAGUAUUCUUUUCUAACCUUAAACCCUGCCAGACCUUGAUCCAUUUUUGACAUUUGUUAUGCACUAUUUUUAUAUCUCUGUGAGAGAUUUUUUUUCCAACUAGUCAGCUAUUUUAAGGCACACUUUUUUUUGACUGACGACAUCUCCUUUGCUAUACCUCAAUUUUUGGAAUUUAGAAAUG
This is a messenger RNA of Lacerta agilis (Sand lizard), 4174 nucleotides long. It is a transcript of the gene CPEB2, whose product is annotated as cytoplasmic polyadenylation element binding protein 2. Gene Ontology annotation, biological process: negative regulation of cytoplasmic translation. NCBI's taxonomy places the organism in Eukaryota, Metazoa, Chordata, Lepidosauria, Squamata, Lacertidae. Gene Ontology annotation, molecular function: mRNA 3'-UTR binding; ribosome binding; translation factor activity, RNA binding. Gene Ontology annotation, cellular component: cytoplasm; neuron projection; nucleus. The record is from RefSeq and is a predicted model, not a curated record.